Molecule: messenger RNA, 1131 nt
Organism: Glarea lozoyensis ATCC 20868
Lineage: Eukaryota; Fungi; Ascomycota; Leotiomycetes; Helotiales; Helotiaceae
Exons: 1
Coding region: 1-1131 (376 amino acids)
Biological process (GO): maturation of SSU-rRNA from tricistronic rRNA transcript (SSU-rRNA, 5.8S rRNA, LSU-rRNA)
Cellular component (GO): small-subunit processome; nucleolus
Source: RefSeq, a predicted model, not a curated record
AUGGCAGUUCAGUCCAGCUUUCCAGCUUUGCUGGAAUCACUCACACAAGCCUUGGUCUCUGCUACGGAAUCGAUAGAGAGGACAGCGUCGCCAAUUCCCGUAAAAGAUGGCAUUUCACUGCUGGAUGUGAAAAACGAGCUGUUCCUAUCCUACCUACAAAAUCUGGUGUUUCUCAUCGUGCUCAAACUGCGCAAUCGCAAAACGACCAAUUCUUCUUCUUCAGACGAAGAGACGGAAGACUUGGACAACUCGGUGGUCAAGAAGUUGGUCGAGUUGCAGGUGUACUUGGAAAAAGGUGUGCGGCCGCUCGAGGGGCGAUUGAAAUAUCAAAUCGAUAAGGUUUUACGUGCAGCGGACGAUGCGAAGCGGGCCGAAGAUGUCGCUGGGAAGGCAAAACUCAAUGUCAAGCAAGUAAAAAAGAUUGUUCGGGAAGAUGACUCCGAGGACGCUUCAUCAGAUGACAGCGACGCUGCGUCCACAAAUGGCGCACCAUUACUCGACGCAAACGAUAUUGACGACCUACAAUAUAGACCAAACCCAACGUCUCUCAUGCGACCAACCAAUGCGACGGAAGAAGAUACUGGCAAAUCAGAAAAUGAUGGUGUUUACAAACCUCCUCGCAUACAGGCUACUUCCAUGCCAACCACAACCACCCGUGAAAAGGCAGAGAGAAGGCCGAACAAAUCAGCAACCUUGGACGAAUUCGUCAGUACAGAAUUAUCUGCAGCGCCAUUAGCAGAACCAAGUAUUGGAUCUACCAUCACAGGUGGCGGCCGAAGAAGCAAGAGUGAACGGGAAAAGAAGGAAGAGGCUGAGAGGAAGGAGUACGAGGAAAGGAAUUAUGUUCGCCUACCUAAAGAAAGUAAGAAGGAACGUGCGAAGAAGCAAAAAGGAAGGGAUGCUGGUUACGGUGGUGAGGAAUGGAGGGGUCUGGGAGAAGGGAUUGACAGAAUUGAACGACUCACUCAAAGGAAAGCAGGUGAGGGAAGAAGUGUGUUGGAUAAAAGUCGGAAGCGACCUACUGAGGAUGGUCCCAAGAGCAGCGGUGCAGACGUUGGACAAGGAUUCCAGAAACGGCUCAAGACUCUUGAUGGAGGGAGAAGGGAUAGAGGAAGAAAAUCGCAAGGAUAA